GGGCCGCGACCGCGCAGCGGGGUCGUGGCGGCGAGAAGGGGGAGGAGAAAGAGGAGGAGGAGGAGGAGGUCGCCAUGGCCGGGCAGCAGUUCCAGUACGAUGACAGCGGGAACACCUUCUUCUACUUCCUCACCUCCUUCGUCGGGCUGAUCGUGAUCCCGGCCACUUACUAUCUGUGGCCUCGGGACCAGAACGCCGAACAAACUCGAUUAAAAAAUAUCAGAAAAGUAUAUGGAAGAUGUUUAUGGUAUCGUUUGCGGUUAUUAAAACCACAGCCGAAUGUAAUUCCCACAAUAAAGAAGAUAAUUCUGCUUGCAGGGUGGGCAUUGUUUUUAUUCCUUGCAUACAAAGUUUCCAAAACAGACAGAGAGUAUCAAGAAUACAACCCAUAUGAAGUCUUAAAUUUGGAUCCUGGGGCAACAGUAGCAGAAAUUAAGAAACAAUAUCGUUUGCUGUCACUUAAAUAUCAUCCAGAUAAAGGAGGAGAUGAAGUUAUGUUCAUGAGAAUAGCAAAGGCCUAUGCUGCUUUAACUGAUGAAGAAUCUCGGAAAAAUUGGGAAGAAUAUGGGAAUCCAGAUGGGCCACAAGCCACAAGUUUUGGAAUUGCUUUGCCGGCUUGGAUUGUGGAUCAGAAAAACUCCAUUUUGGUUUUACUUGUGUAUGGGUUGGCUUUUAUGGUUAUCCUUCCAGUUGUAGUGGGCUCUUGGUGGUAUAGAUCAAUACGUUAUAGUGGAGACCAGAUCUUAAUCCGCACAACUCAAAUCUAUACAUAUUUUGUGUAUAAAACCCGGAACAUGGAUAUGAAACGUCUCAUAAUGGUAUUAGCUGGAGCCUCUGAAUUUGAUCCUCAGUAUAAUAAAGAUGCCACAAGCAGACCAGCUGAUAAUAUUCAAAUACCCCAGCUGAUCAGAGAAAUUGGCAGUAUUAAUUUAAAGAAGAAUGAGCCUCCACUUACCUGCCCGUACAGCUUGAAGGCCAGAGUUCUUUUACUCUCUCAUCUUGCUAGGAUGAAAAUUCCUGAAACACUUGAAGAAGAUCAGCAAUUUAUCCUGAAAAAGUGCCCUGCCUUACUGCAAGAAAUGGUUAAUGUAAUCUGCCAACUAAUAAUAAUGGCUCGGAGCCGUGAAG
This is a messenger RNA of Vombatus ursinus (common wombat), 1128 nucleotides long. Its product is annotated as translocation protein SEC63 homolog. Gene Ontology annotation, molecular function: RNA binding; transmembrane protein transporter activity. Gene Ontology annotation, cellular component: Sec62/Sec63 complex. Gene Ontology annotation, biological process: post-translational protein targeting to endoplasmic reticulum membrane; SRP-dependent cotranslational protein targeting to membrane. The record is from RefSeq and is a predicted model, not a curated record. The annotation marks the transcript as partial. The transcript is spliced from 11 exons. Lineage: Eukaryota; Metazoa; Chordata; Mammalia; Diprotodontia; Vombatidae.